Trypanosoma conorhini is the source of this 2643-nucleotide messenger RNA. RefSeq lists its product as uncharacterized. The record is from RefSeq and is a predicted model, not a curated record. Lineage: Eukaryota; Euglenozoa; Kinetoplastea; Trypanosomatida; Trypanosomatidae. The transcript has a single exon. The coding region runs from base 1 to 2643 and encodes 880 amino acids. Gene Ontology annotation, molecular function: protein binding.
AUGGAAGCGAAGUUGCUCGCCGCCUGCAACAUGCGGCUGGUCUCCAUUCCGUUUGCCAUCAACGGGCUCGAGUGCUACGCCGGCGACGUCAGCGUGGACCGGCCGCGCCUGAUCAGCCCGCUUUCGCUGCAGCCGGCGUCCGUCACGGCGGGGGCGCGCGGGGUGCGGGAGCUGAGCCUCAAGGGAAAACAAGGGAAAUGUGAGGCGGAGAAGCCGCUGGUUCUGAUUUCGCUGCACAAACACGGGCGGCUGCUCGUCUGGGACGCGGACACGCUGGAGGUGGUGGCGAUGUGCGACCACCACGGCGGCUCCGUCGUGCAGUGCGUCGUCACGGCGACGUACAUCUACGUGCGGGUGGAGAACGGGCGCGGCGACACCGACGCCGACACGCAGGUGCACGUGUGGGACACCAAGUCGCUCACGCUCGUGCGGCGGCUCUGCUCCCACGAGGGACGCGUGACUUCCAUCGCGGUGAGUGACGAGAACGACUCACGGUUUGCGACGGCCAGCGUGGAUCACACCCUGCACAUCUGGGACCUGCAAAAGAGCGUCACAGGGCCCCUGCAACGCAUCGCGCUCAACGGCACCGCGCUAGUCUGGGUCUACUCGCGCGGAAUGGUCCUGGGCAGCUCCUCCGACGAGGCCAUGGCGCUGUGGGACGCGGAGACAGGGACGGAGGUGCAGCGGCACAAGGAGGCCGGCGCCACCGUCACCGUGGUGCGUUGGACGCAGGAUCCCAGUCGCAUCAUAUGCGCCACCGCAUCCACGCCCCCGCCCGUCUCCUCACUCUUAAUUGGCUACAACAAUGGGUUUAUUAAGGAAUGGGCACUGGACACAAGCGCGGCGGUGCCCUUGACACCCAAGUGGGGAACCAAGGUACACAGAGCGCACAUCACGGACCUCUGCAGCGACAACGACGUCGUUCUAAGCUGCAGCACAUUCGAUGGUGCCUUCCUGCUGCUGCGGUCGCGGGGCCACGUGGCCCCGUUGGUGUCCUACGGUGUUCGUCUCGUUGUUCUUGAUUCCUACGCCAAAAAUGCCAUCGUUGGGGUUGAUACGGGGUGCGUGCAAAUUUUUUCGUACAGUGACUUUUUGGAGGGACACGGCCAACCGACCCUGCUCUCCUCGUUUUAUCCCCACUCCAGCGGCAUUAUGGGCUUGUUUCUGCAGCUGCACGAUGACUUUACCUUCGACCGGCUCAUCUGCGCCGGCGCCGAUGGGACGGUGGUGUUUCUCGACCACACACGCGCCCGCGGCGGUCGCUGGAUGCGCGGCUUGAACACCCACUCGGUGGAUUCCAUGCCGGGUGGCGGGGCUAUUCUCGCGCCGAUGGAGGAAACCGGCGGCAUCUGCCUCUUCGACCCCGUCGACCUCAUCCCGUUCCCCCGGGAGCAGGAGCUGAAGACGCCGCACGUAGUCACCGCCCUGCGGUGGGUGGCGUCCACCAUGAAAGUUUUGGUGGGCUGCGAAAACGGAAGUGUGGCGAUCUUCGAAUGCGUCAUGAGUGAGCCGCACACCUCGUCGUUCCACAAGCUGGAGGAGAGAGACGUUUCGCCGUACUUUCCACGCAGCUUUUCCUCCAGUGAGCCGGAUACCCGGUUGCUCGUGGUGAAUUUGCAGCAGAGCCUCUUUUCGGAGGAGGGGGCAUUUUUGGUAGCGGAUCCGCUAGCCGCGGACUUGUCCUUCCCGAUUCAGACACUGACGCAGAUGUACCCCCUGCGCAGCACCAUCUUCCCCCUCAGCGCCCAUGAAACGUACGACUACACGGUCAUUGUGCAGCUGCGGGAUGGCACGAUGCUGCAGUACAUGGGGGACUCCGUUCGAAAAACGACGCCCGUCUUUCUGCGCACGCUGGUGUCACCGCUGCUGAGCAACGUGUUCCAGAAGGAGUCCAUGGGCUUUUCGAUCUUCCCCAGCAACUACGUUUUGAAGCCCACGCCCGGCGGAAGCUGGGGGUUGACCUUGACGCUGACCUACGCGGAGGGGACCGCGCUCUACCAGCUCACGUUUGGCAUCGAACAUGACUCCCCGGUGAACCGCCGCCUCUUCUGUGAAAAGGAGGCUUUUAACUUCUCGGGGGCACUCUUUGCCGAGGGAGACGAGGUGCUGACGCUGGAGGCCAUUGGGCAGGGUGAGAUGGCAAUGGCCAUACUGCGCGACAACCCCGUUGUGGACAUCAUUGACGAUGAGGGGAAGUACCUGUACCGCGUCCUCCACAACGGGUCUGUGUGGAACUGUCAAGCAAGCCCUCGACGGAGUCGCUCACGCAGCUUUUGCUUUGACUCCGCCACCUUGGGCAGCAGUAUUUCCUACGCGCCGGCUUCCUCUCCUGCCGCCUGUACCGCCAACUUUUGUGCAGAGGCGCACUACCUCGCCAUUGGCUACCGAGAUGGACUGGUGCAGCUGUUUGAUACCACGCGGCAGGUGUUAUUUGCACGGUUUAAUGUGCAUAACUCAAUGGUAAACAGUUUGUGGGCGUUUCCGAGAGCUGUGGUCUCGUCCGCAAAGAACGGCGUGUUGCGCGCCGACACGGUACUUCCACGUGUGCUGUUUGACGAAAGCAGCAGCGGCCAUGUGCCCUCCCCAGAGAGCUCCAUCCUGCUGCGGCAAACAUCCGUCAGUGUUUCCGUAGUAGGGAGCUAA